AUGGCGCCUUCCGUGCGCCCCUCGACCCGGCCGCGGCCGCCGGGGAUGCUGCUGCCGCUCCUGCCGCCGCCGCCGCUGCUACUGCUGCUGCUCGUGGGCUGCGUUCCAGGAGUGUGGAGCUUUAGUGAACUGUUUUUUGUAAAAGAACCCCAGGACGUAACUGUCACGAGAAAGGACCCAAUUUUUUUAGAUUGUCAGGCUCACGGAGAAGUUCCCAUUAAGGUCACUUGGUUAAAAAACGGAGGAAAAGUGUCUGAAAACAAACGGAUCCACGUUCUUUCUAACGGCUCCUUGUACAUCAGCGAGGUGGAAGCCGGCCGGGGAGAGUCCUCCGACGAAGGGUUUUAUCAGUGUCUGGCGGUGAACAAGUAUGGGGCCAUCCUCAGUCAGAAAGCUCACCUCACCUUGUCAACCAUUUCUGCAUUUGAAGUUCAGCCAGUUUCUACUGAAGUCUGUGAAGGUGGAGUUGCCCGGUUUGCAUGCAAGAUUUCAUCCAACCCUCCAGCCGUGAUAACCUGGGAGUUUAAUCGGACAGCUCUGCCGCUCACCACGGACAGGAUAACUGCCCUACCUACGGGAGUGCUGCAGAUCUACGACGCCGGCCAGGUGGAUGCUGGCACUUACCGCUGUGUGGCCACUACUGCAGCGCACAAGCGGAAGAGCAUGGAAGCCUCUCUCACAGUGAGUCCAGCUAAGGAGUCUAAACCCCUGUACACACCAGCCAUCGUGGCGGGCCCGCAGAACGUGACGGCAUCUCUUCACCAGACGGUCGUUUUAGAAUGUAUGGCCACAGGAAAUCCCAAACCAAUCAUUUCUUGGAGUCGCCUUGAUCACAGGUCCAUUGAUGUCUUCAACACCCGGGUACUCGGCAAUGGUAAUCUCAUGAUCUCUGAUGUCAGGUUGCAACACGCUGGAGUAUAUGUUUGCCGGGCCACCACCCCAGGCACCCGCAACUUUACAGUUGCCAUGGCAACCCUGACUGUACUAGCUCCUCCCUCCUUUGUGGAAUGGCCAGAAAGUUUAACAAGACCCCGGGCUGGCACUGCGCGGUUUGUGUGUCAAGCCGAAGGAAUCCCCACACCAAAAAUGUCGUGGCUGAAAAACGGGAGAAGGAUCCAUUCAAACGGCAGGAUCAAAAUGUACAAUAGUAAAUUGGUAAUUAAUCAAAUUAUUCCUGAAGAUGAUGCUAUUUAUCAGUGCAUGGCUGAGAACAGCCAGGGAUCCGUCCUGUCCCGGGCCAGGCUCACCGUCGUGCUGUCAGAAGACAGGCCCAGCGCCCCCUACAACGUGCACGCCGAGACCAUGUCAAGCUCCGCCAUCCUGUUAGCCUGGGAGCGGCCGCUGUACAACUCGGACAAGGUCAUUGCCUACUCCGUGCACUACAUGAAGGCCGAAGGUUUAAAUAAUGAGGAAUAUCAAGUGGUCCUUGGGAAUGACACAACUCAUUACACCGUUGAUGACUUGGAGCCGGCCAACAAUUACACCUUCUACAUUGUGGCUUACAUGCCAAUGGGGGCCAGCCAGAUGUCUGACCACGUCACACAGAACACCCUAGAGGAUGUUCCCCUGAGGCCUCCUGAAAUUAGCUUGGCGAGUCGAAGUCCCACGGACAUCCUCAUCUCCUGGCUGCCAAUCCCAGCCAAGUACCGGCGAGGCCAGGUGGUGCUCUAUCGCCUGUCCUUCCGCCUGAGUUCAGAGAGUUCCAUCCAAGUGCUGGAGCUCCCGGGGACCGCGCGUGAGCACCUCCUGGAAGGCCUGAAGCCCGACAGUGUCUACCUGGUCCGCAUUGCCGCGGCCACGCGAGCGGGGCUGGGGGAGUCGUCAGUGUGGACUUCCCACAGGACACCGAAAGCUACGAGCGUGAAAGCCCCCAAGGCUCCAGAGCUGCAUCUGGAGCCCCUGACCUGCACCGCCAUCUCUGUGACGUGGGAGCAAGAAGCCGAGGACCUGGGAACCAUCCAAGGCUACAAGCUCUUCUACAGAGAGGAGGGGCAGCAGGAGAAUGGACCGAUUUUCCUAGACACUGGCAACCUUCUGUAUACGCUCAGUGGCUUGGACCCCAGAAGAAAGUAUCACGUGAGGCUGCUGGCUUACAACGACGUGGAAGAUGGCUACCAGGCAGACCAGACCGUCAGCACCCCGGGAUGCGUGUCUGUCCGCGAUCGCAUGGUCCCUCCUCCGCCGCCACCGCACCAUCUCUACGCAAAGGCCAACUCCUCGUCUUCCGUCUUCCUGCACUGGAGAAGGCCUGCGUUCACCACCGCGCAGCUCAUUAACUACACCGUCCGCUGUAACCCCGUGGGCCUGCAGAAUGCCUCCCUGGUUCUGUACCUGCAAACAUCAGAAACUCACAUGCUGGUUCAAGGGCUGGAACCGAACACCAAGUAUGAGUUUGCUGUCCGGCUGCAUGUGGACCAGCUCUCCAGUCCCUGGAGCCCUGUAGUCUACCACUCCACACUUCCAGAAGCGCCCUCAGGUCCCCCAGUGGGAGUAAAGGUGACACUGAUUCAGGACGACACUGCCCUGGUUUCCUGGAAACCGCCCGAUGGCCCAGAGACAGUUGUGACACGCUACACCAUCCUUUAUGCUUCCAGAAAGGCCUGGAUAGCGGGAGAGUGGCAGGUUCUGCACCGAGAAGGGGCAAUAACUAUGGCUCUGCUGGAAAACCUGGUGGCAGGAAAUGUUUACAUUGUCAAGAUAUCUGCGUCCAAUGAGGUGGGGGAAGGACCCUUUUCAAAUUCUGUGGAGCUGGCGGUGCUUCCAAAGGAAACUUCCGAAUCUAACCAGAGGCCCAAGCGUCUAGAUUCUGAUGCCAAAGUUUAUUCGGGCUAUUAUCACCUGGACCAGGAGUCAAUGACCGGCGUUGCGGUGGGCGUCGGCAUAGCUUUGACCUGCAUGCUCGCCUGCGUGUUCAUCUUGAUAUACAGGAGUAAAGCCAGGAAAUCAUCUGCUUCCAAGACAGCUCGGAAUGGAACUCAGCACUUACCCCGUGCCAGUGCCUCCACGGCCAUGGGGGGUGAAGGAGGAAAGAGUCUGGCCAGAGCUGCAGGGAACCAAGAGCCAUUGACGCCAGACAGCUUCAUCGAUGCAAAGGGAGGAACUGACCUGAUAAUUAAUAGCUAUGGUCCUAUAAUUAAAAACAACACUAAGAAAAAAUGGCUUUUUUUCCAAGACACUAAGAAGACAAAAGUUGAGCAGCCUCGGAGGAAGUUCGCGGGCGCCGUCUGCCUGUACCUGCCGGGCACUGCCGUGUUAAUGGGCGACGAGGACCCCCCGAGCCCCCCGGGCCAGACCUCCGCCUUCCCAAGACCCUUCGUGGUUUCCACCGACACGGAGCAUUCAGCCAACAGCGAAGGCAGCCACGAGACGGGGGAUUCGGGCAGGUUCUCCCACGAGUCCAACGACGAGGUCCACCUGCCCUCGGCCACCAGCGCCCCGGCCCCGGCCCCGGCCUCUCCCUGCCUGCGUGGCGGGGACCCCGGGGACCCCGCGAUGGGCGCCGGCCACGGCCCCCUGUAG
Messenger RNA from Jaculus jaculus (lesser Egyptian jerboa), 3519 nucleotides. RefSeq names its product protogenin (gene Prtg). The record is from RefSeq and is a predicted model, not a curated record. Gene Ontology annotation, molecular function: protein binding. Gene Ontology annotation, cellular component: axon; plasma membrane. The coding region runs from base 1 to 3519 and encodes 1172 amino acids. Gene Ontology annotation, biological process: cell-cell adhesion; axon guidance. NCBI's taxonomy places the organism in Eukaryota, Metazoa, Chordata, Mammalia, Rodentia, Dipodidae. The transcript is spliced from 20 exons.